Urocitellus parryii (Arctic ground squirrel) is the source of this 1359-nucleotide messenger RNA. It is a transcript of the gene Tmem231, whose product is annotated as transmembrane protein 231. NCBI's taxonomy places the organism in Eukaryota, Metazoa, Chordata, Mammalia, Rodentia, Sciuridae. The record is from RefSeq and is a predicted model, not a curated record. Gene Ontology annotation, cellular component: ciliary membrane; ciliary transition zone. Gene Ontology annotation, biological process: regulation of protein localization; cilium assembly.
AACCAGGAGAAGCCAAACUUAGUCAUCCCUGUGGAAUCGCGAAGAGCGCCCGGCCAGCGGCGGGACUGCACGCGCUGCUCAUGGCUCUGUACGAGCUCUUCUCUCACCCCGCCGAGCGCGGCUACCGCGCGGGGCUCUGCUCCAAAGCCGCGUUGUUCCUGCUGCUGGCCGCCGCCCUCACCUACAUCCCGCCGCUGCUGGUGGCCUACCGGAGCCACGGGUUUUGGCUGAAGCGGAGCAGCUACGAGGAGCAGCCGACCGUGCGCUUCCAGCACCAGGUGCUCCUCGUGGCCCUGCUGGGGCCGGAGCACGGCGRGUUCCUGGCCUGGAGCACGUUCCCCGCCUUCAACCGGCUGCAGGGGGAUCACCUGCGCGUCCCGCUCGUUUCGUCUAGAGAAGAAGACAGGAACCAGGAUGGGAAAAUGGACAUGUUACACUUUAAGCUGGAGCUUCCUCUGCAGCCCACAGAGCACGUGCUUGGUGUGCAGCUCAUCUUGACCUUCUCCUACCAAUUGCACAGGAUGUCAACCUUUGUGAUGCAGAGCAUGGCAUUUCUCCAGUCUUCCUUUGCUGUUCCUGGGUCCCAGCUGUAUGUCAAUGGAGACCUAAGGUUGCAGCAGAAGCAGCCGCUAGGCUACMGUGGCCUAGAUGUCCGAUAUAAUGUGUCUGUGAUCAAUGGGACCAGCCCUUUUGCCUACGACUAUGACCUAACCCACAUUGUUGCUGCCUACCAGGAAAGGAAUGUUACCACCGUCCUGAAUGACGCCAACCCCAUCUGGCUGGUGGGCAGGGCCGCAGAAGCUCCAUUUGUGAUUAAUGCUGUCAUCCGAUACCCUGUGGAAGUCAUUUCUUACCAGCCAGGAUUCUGGGAGAUGGUGAAGUUUGCCUGGGUCCAGUAUGUCAGCAUCUUGCUCAUCUUCCUCUGGGUGUUCAAGAGAAUCAAAAUAUUUGUGUUUCAGAAUCAAGUGGUGACUACAAUCCCUGUAACGGCCAUGCCCCCGGGAGAAGUCUAUAAGGAGCACUUAUCCUAAGAAGACCUUUCUGAAGACUCCGCAGGACCGAGGCUACCUCACUGUUGUCUUCUGAGAACUGCCGUGUUACCACAUUUCUGAAAACAGUGCAGUGGACACGUGAAGGCUUACACAAGAGUUUGUCCCCUCAGAGACAGAAGACGGUUCUUUCCAAUCUUGCUCUACACAAAUCCCAUAUUUUCUUAAGCACCAACAAAAUUGUCAGGGACUAGUUUGUGGGAAGGUCAGAAGGUUCCCCGAGGCUAUCAUUCAUUUUUGUUUUUGUUUUUAGCCUUACCCAUAGGAGAAAAUCACGGUUCUGACAUCUUGGAAAGAGUCCCAUCUCUGG